Messenger RNA from Sceloporus undulatus (fence lizard), 3331 nucleotides. It is a transcript of the gene LRRC71, whose product is annotated as leucine rich repeat containing 71. Lineage: Eukaryota; Metazoa; Chordata; Lepidosauria; Squamata; Phrynosomatidae. The record is from RefSeq and is a predicted model, not a curated record. Bases 580 to 2193 code for a protein of 537 amino acids. The transcript has 15 exons. Gene Ontology annotation, molecular function: protein binding.
CUCGUUUCCCCCUCCUCAAAUUGCCCCACAGAAUGGAACCAACCUUGCACCCAACAACAAUUUAGGGACCCCCAUUUCUCUUCCUGCCCCCUUUCCCAAUAUUCUGCAGUCCUCUAUAGGGAGGCCUCCUGCUCCUGGGGGUCUCCACUGCCCACCAGAGGAACCCCCUCUGGUCCUUUUUGGGGAGCCCUGCAAGAGCUCCAGGGACCCUCUUUGGCCUCCUCCCCCCCCAAAUCCUUGCUCUGCUGACCUAAACAGUGGAAGCCAAGGGAGACCCACUUAUUUCCCCCCCUCUCCGGACCCCCCCCCCCAUGUAACAGCCAGAGUUUUGCAAAAGCAGCCUUUGGGGAGGAACAGUCCCAGAAUGCCUCAGCUGGCUUGACCCACAGUGUGGCUCCUGGGGGAUUCUGGGAUAUGUCGUUCAAAAAAGCCCUGCUUUCCCCAAUCCUGGCCAAUCCUCGUUCUGCAAGAGGAGACCCCCACCCCACUGUACUCCAAAUCCCCAUCCUCUCACCCCAAAGUGGCUAUGCUUUGUGCUUGCAGGAUCCGGAGUGAAGAAGCAGUGGCAUUGGCGGCACGAUGGGGAAGAAGAGCGAACGGGGCGCCAGGGACAAGAACGCGGCCUUGGAGGAGGAGGCCAGGAACGCCGCCAAAAAGGCAGAGCACGGGGAAGAGGAGUACCAGUGCACAGGGUUCCUGGAGCAGGACUUCGCGGAGCUCUGCACCAGAGCCGGGUUCCAAGAGAUCCCGAAGGUUGUGAUCAGGUCGCACACCCACGGCACCACCGCAGUUGAGGAGCCCGACCCACAAGCCGAGAAGGAGGGCUCCACCACGCUGGCCCAGAUCCAGAGCAAGUAUGCCUACUUCCGCCCAAGCAUCCAGGUGGAGCUGGAGCACGAGGACCCCAAGAGCACCCGGGAAAUCUUCAUCCGGAGUUGGAAGAUUGAGGAAAAGAUGCUGGCGGUCCUGGCCAAAUGCCUGCCGGCUCUCAGCCACCUCCAGGCCCUUCGCCUCUGUUCUGCUUUCAGCCUCUGGAAGGUCGGCCUGACAGACCUCACCUUCACCACUCUGCUCUCCAUCUUGCCAAACUGCACCACCCUCAAGACCCUGGCUUUGGAAGGCAACCCACUGCCUGAGCGAUCGUUCUACAAGCUGAUCUCUGAGGAAACCACCUUGGCCCACCUCUCCCUGCGGAACAACGACAUCGACGACGAAGCAGCCUUCCUGAUCGGCCAGGCACUCUCCUCCCUUAAGAGCUCCAACAAGACCCUCGCCUCCAUCAACCUCAGCUGCAACCACAUCACGAACGUGGGGGCCACCCACAUUGCCAACGGCCUGCGCCUCAACCGCUCGCUGCUCUCCUUGUCACUGGCAAACAACCAAAUCGGAGACGAGGGGGCCCUGAAGCUUGCAGAGGUGCUCGGCCCCUUUGCCCUCACGCACAUGGAGGUGGUAGAGAGAAGGCGGCUGCUGCUGGAGAAGGAGUGCCAAGAGCGAGGCCGCCUGCCCCAGCGACACUUCGAGUUGAAAACUGAGCGUCCCACCAGCCAUGUCAGCAACACCACCAUUGACAAGCUGCAGGCGACCAAGACCACAAAAACCACCAACAAAAAGAAGGAGAAGGAACUGGCUAAAAGGGAGAAGGAGGAGAAGGAGAAGGAAAAGAGCCAGGUGAGCGGAGGAGCAGUUGUGUUGGCCUCCAGCGGUGCCCAGGCCAAGAAGGAGGAAGCCAAGGAGGCCAAGCAAGCCAAGAAAGCUGCUCCUGCUGCUGAACCGAAAUCCCUUCGCGGCAAAGGAACCAAGUCCAGCACCAAAGACAAGCGGGCCCAAGUCUUGGAAGUGGAGGUAGUGGAACCCACUGAGAUUGUGAACCCACUUCUGGAGCAAGCAGAACACCGAGAUGGGAAAGUCUUUCUUCCUGGCAAUCGUGUCCUCAUCUACCUAAACCUCAUUCGUAACCAGAUCAGUGAGAACGGUCUGAAGGGCUUCCUGGUUGCAGUGGAGCAGCAGAUCUCUCGUGUGGCCCCUGGGGGCAAGGGACCCACGGGCCUCCUGCGGCUGUCUCUGGGGAAAAACAACUACCCUGCAGACAGCAAGAUCUAUGCCAGGAUCCAGGAGCUGAUGAUGGUGCGGGACCCCCUCCCCAAGGCCACCAAAGCUAUGGAAGAGGAGGGGGCAGCAGCAGCCACGUAGAUGGGCACCACGAAUAGGCAGCCCCAUCCCAAAACCCAGCCUCCCUCCACCCUGCAGCACCAUCCCUCCCUCAGCAGGAGGAACCCAGCCUUCCCCAGAUUCAAGGGAGGCAGAAAUAAACAUGAGGCCGCACCAUUGCCAAGGCAGCGGGUUUGGCAUUCAUUCGGCAAAAGUUGGGUGCAGGGGUGCUUUGUGGGCAGCAAAGUGGGUGAGAGUCCAGAGCUUGGACACGAUAGCCCUUGGGACCCCUCCCGGUUCUGGGGCUCUCAGGUGAGGGCAGGCGGAAGCAAGGAGGCUGUUGAGCAAGAGCCCACUGAGCACAGAGUUGGAAAUCUAAGUUUCUCUCUGCUGGACGUCAGCGUCACACACAUUUCCCACAGUUACAUGGGAGCCCCCAUUUGAGUAACAUGCUUGCUCUGUCCCUUUGGUAAACAACCCCCACCCCACCACCUCCAUUUGCCAGAUACACAAAGUUUGCUCCCAGUCAGUAGAACUCAAGGCCUCCCCUUUUGGCCUUUUCUCCACAACAACCAAAAAAAGAGCCCUCUGCCUGCCCAGAUUCUGGCAGGGCAGGUGUGCCCAAGGCCAUGCCAGCCACCCCAGGGACCUUCCCCACAAACGCAGAGGGGAACCAGCCCCUCCUGGUGCAGGAAGGCCCCUCCAGGCUGGCAGACAGGGAAGAACAGAGAGGGACCCUGCCUCCCUGCAAGUUCUUCCUUGGCUUGGCCAUGUGGCUCUGCACCAGAGCAACAGAAAGAGGCCCUCCUCAAUGUGAGACCUUGACCAGGACUCCCACAUACCUUCUCAAAGUGGCCACUUGCCAAAAGUACCUGGAAGGUUAGAAAUCCUGGUCCUAAAUCCUAGCCAUUGGCUGGCGCAUUCUCAGCCUCCCCACUGCACUUGGGAAGGAUGUUAAAGGAGGGUGAGGAAAGGCCCAGAUGCCCCAAAUGCCAACUGUGCAUCCUCGCCACAAGUGGCUCCAACAAGAAGUGAUGAGAGGGGGCUGUUUGGUUUAGAACAAAGGAGAGAGACGCGCCGGACAGGAGCAUGAAGGAUAGUUUACUUUUCUGUUUUUCUUUAAAAAAAAAAUCUUUACCAUUGACAGGAAGAAAAUAAACUUGGCUUUCAGCUAAUUGAA